Messenger RNA from Centruroides sculpturatus (bark scorpion), 1535 nucleotides. RefSeq lists its product as uncharacterized. The transcript has a single exon. NCBI's taxonomy places the organism in Eukaryota, Metazoa, Arthropoda, Arachnida, Scorpiones, Buthidae. The record is from RefSeq and is a predicted model, not a curated record. The coding region runs from base 144 to 974 and encodes 276 amino acids. Gene Ontology annotation, molecular function: zinc ion binding; nucleic acid binding.
AUGGAGAAAAGUUAUUAAAAGCAAUAGAAACUAUCCCCUCAACCAAAGAAAAGAUAAAAUGUCAUGUCACAGAGGGUAGGAAACCAAGGUUAAUUCUCAUCAAUGUCCCUAACUCUGUUGAUAAUAAAAACUUACUUGAGACAAUGUAUAAUCAAAAUGGUAUUCUGGAACAAAUCAACAAAGACGAAUUUAUAGAGAAAUGUAGGAUUAGUAUAGCCAUUUUCAAAGGAAAUAUAAAAGAGAAAUGCCGACAUGUGGUACUUUCUGUCGCAUCAAACAUCAGAAAUAUACUAAUUCAACAUAGAUAUAUAUCGCUUUCAUGGGUGAAUGUCAAACUAGAUGAUUAUGUACCUGUAAUCAGAUGUUUCCAGUGUGCAGGCUUCAAUCAUAUGGCGAAAGAUUGUAGAGAAAAGACAUAUUGUAGUCACUGCACUAAAAAUCAUAGAUAUAACGAGUGUAAUGAUAAACAGAAUACACCCUGCUGCAUAAAUUGCAUAAAACAUAAUAGAGAUCAGCCAAUGACAAAAAAGGUUCCAACUAAUCACAACGCAUAUGACAAAACUUGCCCAAUACUACAAAAACUGAGAGCACAGAAAAUAAAACAGAUGGAUUAUGGCAUCUACGGGAUUCUGCAAACAAACAAGUACUGUACAUCUUUACAAAACAGUAGUUCUGGGACACUAUUUCAAGGAACAAACAUUAAGGUGCUGCAAAUCAACACAGAAAAAUGCAAAGCAGCUUCAUCUCUUCUAAUAAAUACAGUGACUGAAAAGAAAAUAGACAUUGUGGUUCUUCAAGAGCCAUACACAUUGGAUGGAGGAAUCAUCCGUUUCAGCAAUUGGAAGGUUUUCCCUCCUAAAGGACUAUACAAUAAACCUAAAACAGGGAUCCUCUCCCCUCAGAGAUCUAAACAUGGAUUUUUACCCAGUUCUAAGCAAAGAGAAUAUAACUACAGUACAGAAUUCCAUGAAUAAUACUUCUUUAUACAUUACUUCUAUAUAUUGUUUGCCGGAUGAUGACAUUCUAGAACUUCUUACAAACCUGGACAUCAUUAACAAGCAAAUAAACAAUUCACCAUGGAUCUUAGCAGGGGAUUAUAACGCUAAGUCUCCAACAUGGUUCAGCCCAGUGGAGGACAUUCGGGGCAGAAAUCUAAUAGAUUUUAUGGCAAGCAAUAAUAUGGUUUCUUGUAACACUAGUAACUUACCAACUUUUUUCUCCAAUAGGGGAGAAAGUUGGGUGGAUGUAUGUGUAGCCAAUCAAAAUGCGAUCAAAUACAUGGAUAAAUGUGAGAUUGUGGAUGACAUCACUGCAAGUGACCACAGAUACAUCAUAUGGAACCUUACAAAUACUCCUGUGCAACAUACUGAUAACAAUAUCAAGAAACAUACAGAAUGGAAUACUUUUAAAAACUACUUCAGCAACCUAUGGGCCACACAGCAAAUAAAUAACAUAACAGAUAUUGACAUCUUAGCUGAACAUCUCAACAGUUGUAUCAUACAAGCUUAUAAUCACUCUAUGACUUAUAUGCAAGU